Hymenoscyphus albidus is the source of this 1823-nucleotide messenger RNA. The record is from the annotation of a GenBank genome assembly. NCBI's taxonomy places the organism in Eukaryota, Fungi, Ascomycota, Leotiomycetes, Helotiales, Helotiaceae.
AUGUUUGGCCUUAAAGCAAUCUGCUGGUUACUACUCACGACGGGAAUUUUGGCAAAAUACAUUGUACCUGGUGGCAGAUGGCUAGACACGGACGGGAAUCUAGUAAACGCACACGCUGGGUCUAUCGUCCAGGAUGAGACGGGCAAGUUUUGGUUGUUUGGAGAGUAUAAAAUUAAGGGACAGACUGAGGGUGGUGGUGUCAGUGUCUAUAGUUCAGAUGACCUGGCUACGUGGACAGCACACGGACUUGCUCUUAGUACGUUGAGGUAUUUGCGCAACUCAAGGAUAAGAAGCUCAUCAGUGUGUCAGCACCGGUCGAGAAUAAUACUUAUAUUUCGCCAAGGAUGAUCAUUCAACGUCCGAAGGUUGUGCAUAGUAAAGCGACAGGAGCAUAUCAUGUUAGCACUCGUAACGAUCUUUGGAUGAUCCCAAUGCUAAUGGGAAUACCAGAUGUUUUGGCAUGCAGAUAACUCAACUUAUGGUCUACUUCUUCAAGGGUUUGCGACAUCUCCCAGUAUUUCUGGCCCCUACAGGUUUGUAGAUGCAACAAGCCCUCUGGGAAAUUGGUCCCAGGAUUUUGGUUUGUUUACAGACUACAAGGAUGGCCGGUCUUACGCCCUUUAUUCUAACGGAGAUCGCAAAGAGGCACGAGAUGUGUAUUUGACAUCUUAUAACGAGAACGUGACAGCCCUUGCCCAUGUUAUUUAUACCUUCCCAAAGUAUGAUCUUGAAGCACCAACGAUCAUUCAAACAGACAAAAGUUAUUAUGCGCUCAUGAGCCAUAAGACAGGGUAUCGCCCAAACAGUGAGCGAAGCUUUCCCUCAUUACUCAGAAUAUACUGACUGGGAAAGAUGUAAUUGCAUUCCGAGCAGACAAGCUUUCUGGGCCAUGGUCCCAACCCUGGAUUGUGGCACCGUUGAAUACGAGAGGCUUCAACUCUCAAAGUGGCUUUACCCUCACGAUCAAAGGGACAAAAGCCACAACAUAUCUAUACAUCGGUGAUCAGGUAAUAUCCCAAACACCUUCAACUUCCACCAAAACUGAGUGUAAUCAUUAGUGGGACUCAAAUUCGCUAUGGGAAAGUCGAUAUAUCUGGCUUCCGAUGAACAUCGACGACGACAAGAAAAAUCUCAAUAUCGAGUGGCAUGAUAUCUAUGAUCUGGACGUGUUAGCAAAUAUGAAAUUCCCGCUUUAAGAAUUCAAUCUAAUAUUCAGACAGAAAAUCUGGGGAGUGGAAAGAGGUUCAGGGGAAAACCUAUUACGGGAAAGACGCGAUUACAAAUGGAAAUGCUUACAAGCAAGAAGCCGUGAGGCCACUCGCUUAUUUUCUGAAAAUGAAAACCUUAUGCUAACCGAAUAUCAGAACUUCGGUAGCGAUGGAAUAAUUCUGACUGGCAUUUAUGGAAACGACAGUACUGUAACUUUCACUAAUAUCGAGGGAAGUGGCAAACCACAAUGGGUAUCUUUCUACUAUCAAAACACAGAUGACAUGGGGUUUGGAGAUCAACGUAAGCUUCUGAAGCUUCUCAAAUCCUGUCAGUAACUAAUUACGAUUUUUCUUGCAGCUGGAGGAACACCUGAUCGAAUUGGCGGAUCCUGGCAGCUUCGGAGAAUUAGUAGUGUGGUGGUGAACGACAAUGUACAGAACGUAGAAACUUUGUUUCAGAGGGACACACACAAAGGAAUAAUUUUAUCGACGCCUUUGCAAUUGAGAUUUGAAGAGGGGGAUCGGAAUACCAUAACGGUCGGCGGAUUGGGUAAUGGGUUUGAUUUCAAGGGCGCGGAUUUGGAUAGGAUUGUGGUCUAUCCUCCAGAAGUUUGA